Molecule: messenger RNA, 2493 nt
Organism: Larimichthys crocea (large yellow croaker)
Lineage: Eukaryota; Metazoa; Chordata; Actinopteri; Sciaenidae
Product: zinc finger CCHC domain-containing protein 18-like
Exons: 1
Coding region: 719-2482 (587 amino acids)
Molecular function (GO): nucleic acid binding; zinc ion binding
Source: RefSeq, a predicted model, not a curated record
UUUUCCCUGUGACAUCAUUAGAUGAUCCACAUCCCACCGUCCAGAGGAGAGAUCCAGCUGGUUUCGUGUGAAGUUCGAGAGAUCCAGAGAGUGGUUCCAGAACCAGAUUAGAACUAGAUUCCCAGCGUGAGCUGGGUGGCGAGCCGCAUUGAACUACUGAUACUGAACUGAGAGUGGAGAAGAAUUCCUUCAUUCCCCCUUCCUCACGGACUGUGUGGUAGGACAGAACAAACAUACACUGAUACACUGACACUUGACACGGAUCCGAAGAAAUAAGGGCCCCAACGGUAACUUUGGGACAAAAAGGGUUUUCAUUUUUGCCGGCUUUAUUAUUUUAGUUUGUUAUUUUCCAUUGAAUGCCUUGCAACAACUGUUGUAUUUUCAUUGUGUUAUUGGUUAAUAAUAAGUGGCCACACAAAACCAAAAGGAAAAAAAAAACUUCAAAUCAUUGACUGUGUCUUUUCAUUACUCAACCACAAUGGCUCUCUCUAGCUUAUAGUCUUCUGUACUGGUCCAUCUCUUAACAUUGACUAUUACUUACCUGUGCUCAUGUUAUAAUACCAUAAUAAGGGUUACAGAUUUGGCGAGCCAGCCAGGAGGGCCCUGUUGAGUGUGAAAUUGUCAAUUUUAUUUUGUGUGUACAAGUUUUUACAAUUACAGGUACAUUUAAAACAUUUAAAAAAUAAAUAAAUAAAUUGGAAACAUUAGGCACGGCAAAAUGGAAAUAGUAAUGCAGGAAUCCGUUGAAAUCCCUUGUGCCGUAGUGGUUAGUGGGUUAACUGACACAGAUAGUGAUAAUGAAGUAUCCACUUACCUUCAGAAAUAUGGUUCCAUCAAACACUUUCUCCACAUAGAUGAUCCUAAAUCAGAUUUCCACAGACACAUCAUUGUGGAAUUCACACAAAGCACUGCUAUGGAAGCCUUAGAGCCCUUGUUGCCCCUUAAGCUUCAAAGUCCCACCCAGACCAGCACUGUGUAUGAAGUGAAAAGGUUGGCAAGUGUUUACACUCUAGAUGCUCGAAGCAAGGCUACCAGAACAUACAUGGAACAACUGUGUGAUAUUGCCAAGCUAAGUGGAACUUCUUUAGAGCAGAUGCUGAAAGAAGAGCUGACACAUAUUGCCUUGUCUACAGCUAGCACACAGUCCUCUUCUCCUCAGCCUAACCCAAAACCCUCAUCUGAGCAGAGCCCACUCUCCCAAAAGGAACCAUCUGACCAGGAGAGUGUCUCAUCCUCUCCGCGCCCUUCUUUCGUCGACUCCUCUGAUCCUGCAGGUAGGAAACCUUCUCACGAUGAGGUUCAGCCUCAUACCCCUUCGAUCCUUACAAAAAACCUGACUGAGUUAACAUCGUCGUCAACUCCCCCAGUUGUCAUUGGUGACCCGACCCAAUCCACCAUCGAUGUGAAUCCCCCAAGUAUUCAACGAGUGGUGGUUGAACAUGUGGUCCGCAACAGUGAAGGCCCAUCACACCUUUCUACGCCAGGUAGGCUUCGAGCGUUCACAGGAAAAUGUCCACGUCCUAGUAACGAAGCGGAUUACGACACGUGGCGUACCAGUGUUGAGGUUCUCAUGAAGGAUCCCUCAGUUUCUGAUUCACACUGCACUCAUCGCAUCCUUGAUAGUCUCCUCCCUCCUGCUUCGGAGAUGACUAAGCAUCUUGGCCCACAGGCUAAACCCUUGGCCUAUCUUGAACUACUGGACUCUGCCUAUGGAGCAGUUGAAGAUGGCGAUGAACUGUAUGCCAGAUUCAUGAGUACACUUCAAAAUGAUGGUGAGAAGCCAUCUGCUUUUUUGCAGAGGUUGCAUGUGGCACUGAGCACAACUAUGAGACGUGGUGGUGUGCCUUCUCACGACUUUGACCAGCAACUUUUAAAGCAAUUCUGCCGUGGUUGCUGGGAAAAUUCCUUGAUAGUCGACCUUCAGCUUGAACAAAGGAAGAGGAAUCCGCCAUCCUUUGCAGAACUGUUACUGCUGUUAAGGACAGAAGAGGAUAAACAGGCAGCGAAAAUGAGUCGUAUGAAGCAACAUCUGGGCAGCACCAAGCCUGCUUAUAGUGCCAGCAAGCAGCGUAUUAUGUCUCAUCUACAAACGGCACAUGCCACAACUGAGUCUGAUCACUGCACUGAAGUCGAGAUGUUGAGGAAACAAAUAGCAGAUAUUAGUGCCCAACUUAACAGCAUGACAGUAGAGAGUCAAAAACAGAAACUGCCUAAACAGAAAGCAAAGUCCCUUGCCUCCAGUGCCAAAGCCGAUACUCACCUCAUGAAAAGGAAAGGAAGUCAGCAGAGCCCCUCCGUCAAACUGAGCAGCAAGCCACGCCCUUGGUACUGUUUCCAGUGUGGGGAGGAUGGUCAUGUGGUCUCGGCUUGUGACAAUGAGCCAAACCCUUCCCUCGUUGCAGCAAAGAAAAAACAGCUCCGAGAAAGGCAGGCUGCAUGGGAGUCCUCUAACUCCCUUGGUGAUCAGGCACAUUUAAACUAAUGUCUGCUCCC